Messenger RNA from Verticillium alfalfae VaMs.102, 1389 nucleotides. RefSeq lists its product as hypothetical. NCBI's taxonomy places the organism in Eukaryota, Fungi, Ascomycota, Sordariomycetes, Glomerellales, Plectosphaerellaceae. The record is from RefSeq and is a predicted model, not a curated record. The transcript has 2 exons. The coding region runs from base 1 to 1389 and encodes 462 amino acids.
AUGGUGACCGAACGCGACACGAUCAAUGUCGCGUCGGAUGAGGAAGAGAGGGAUGGUGGUGAGAGGCGACAACUUCGACCGAGGCCCAAGCCGAGCAACAAAGCCAUCGGCAAUCGAGCCACCGACAACGAAGCCAUCGAAGAUGAAGCUAUCGACAAUCAAGCAACCGACAAUGCGACCGAUGAUGCGGAAGUCACGAAGCGAAGAACCAAAGGGCGCGGUACCAAAUCGACGGUGCGACGACCAAUUUCCGGGACCAACGGGGGGCAGCUGGACGGAAGGGCGUUGCUACGCGAUAUGCAGAAACAGCUGGAACGACAGACAUCCAUCCUCGAACAAGUCCUAGGAGAGUCUCAGGCGCAGGCAGCACGAAUUGAAGAGCUCCAAAACCAAGUCAACGAGCUAAAGGAAGCCCAACAUGCGACUACGACCGAGGUCCAGGCUUUACGUGAAAGCAUCGUAGCAAGCACGGCAACGGCAGCAGAGCAGCGCAGAGCCGAAGCUUCGUAUGCAGACGUCGCCCGAAUGUCACCGACCAGCAAUGCGAGGCCGUCUACCACGGUAGCACCACCGACCCAAGCAGACACGCUCUUCUGCACGAUCGACUUGUCGAGAAUCGAGAACGAACAAGAUGAACAGCUCACACCGGGCGCUGUUCGUAUCCUCACGGAAGACAAGGUUAGGGCAGAGCAAGGUCAGGAUAACUGGCGGUGCCUCGCCGUGACCAAAGACUCCAAGAAGUCCCGAAUCAGAAUCGCCUGCAGAAACGAGGAGGAACUCAAGCUGGUCAAGCGCGUGGUGGAAUCCAAGUUACCCCGAGAAGCUAGAAUGCUACGAGACGACCUCUACCGCGUUAAAGUCAACUAUGUAAAACGCACGGUGGUCCUGGACGAGAAAGACAAAAUCCGCAUCGACAUCGCCAAACAGAUCGGCCAAGAAAACAACGUUCAGAUUGCGAAAAUAAGCUGGCUCAGCAUCAACGGUCCUCCAAAAGAAUACGGCUCCAUGGCUGUUUACCUCACCAAGGCGUCAGAUGCGGAGAAGCUGUUGACGGACAGAUUCAUGUACGCCGGGGGAGAGUCUGGACGGACCGAAGUCUGGGAACACCGAGUCCGCCCUGACCAGUGCUACAACUGCCAGCAGGUCGGGACCGGCCACAGAGCCUACCAGUGCAGCCGGCCCCAAGUUUGCGGGGGAUGCGCCAGAGAAGGUCACCACCACAGCACUUGCGAUGAGGCCAUCCUCAAAUGCGUCCCCUGCGGAGGUCCCUAUGCGUCGUUCAGCAGAAAUACCCUCAAUACGGCGAGGCGUCAACUACGCGUAGAGAGGCGACUGCCCGACAGCGUUGGAAAGCUCUCCAAGGAAGGGAAGGCAUACAUAUGUAGGUAA